Molecule: messenger RNA, 554 nt
Organism: Drosophila kikkawai
Lineage: Eukaryota; Metazoa; Arthropoda; Insecta; Diptera; Drosophilidae
Gene: Cpr78Cc
Product: Cuticular protein 78Cc
Cellular component (GO): chitin-based extracellular matrix
Molecular function (GO): structural constituent of chitin-based larval cuticle
Source: RefSeq, a predicted model, not a curated record
UUAUACAACCCCAGAAACCAGCAAGAUGUUCAAGCUUUCGCUCUGCCUGCUCGCCGCCUUGAUGCUGGCCACCGUCUAUGCGGAUAACAUCAACAGAGAUGCCGUGAUCACCCGCGAGGAUUCCGACCCAGCUGAUCCCGAGGGCAACUACAAAUACGCCUUUGAAACGAGCAAUGGCAUCCAGGCCCAGGAGGCUGGAAAUGCGAAUGGAGCUACUGGCAGCUCGAGCUACGUGUCUCCCGAAGGCAUCCCCAUCUCGCUGACCUACGUCGCCGACGAGAAUGGAUUCCAGCCGCAAGGCGAUCAUCUGCCCACUCCUCCCCCAAUCCCGGAGGCCAUCCUCCGCGCCCUGGAGUACAUUGCAGCCCACCCCCAGCAGCAGCAGUAAGCCCGGAUUGGAUACCCCAUUUAAGGCCUAGUCAGUGCUCUAGUGGCUAAAAAUGAGUUAUAUCUAGUUUUAACAAGUCUGUACAUAAACCCACUACAAAAAGUCAAAAAAUAUUUCGAAAAAUUCCAUCAAAUAUAUCCACAGCCAUGCUGAUCAUAUGAACCGA